GAAUGGGCAGUGGCUGUUCACAUUCAGCACACCUUUUCCAUUUGCUAAUAAGGCCCUGCCAGGCUGGGAGGGAGUUGUCUCCGCCUGACUCUGAGGAGAAGAGCCACGGAGCCGAUCCGCGGGCACCAUGAAAUCCCUUCAAGUGACCAUCUUUUGUCUUCUGUUCAGUCUUUAUAGCAGUAAAGAGGACACAGGUGUUAACAACACAAUCACUGGUGUAUUACCAUCAACUCAUGCAACAGAAACAUCUGUAUCAACAUCAAGCAUAAUACCAAAUCCUGUUUUGGAAUCAACAUCGGGAGCGUCUCCUAAAGGAACAGCAAAUAAGGAAUCCUUAAAUUCAUCUUUGCUGCCCACACUUUCUUCAUUAACUACAACAAUUAAAGAUGAAGGAAACACAACCAAGAGUGUCAUGAAGAAUGAGUUCACCACUGCAAAUGCAACAGUGACAAAUCCUCCACUUUCCAACGCUGCUUCAACAUCACAGAGUUCCCAACACAAGACUGAGAAUCAGAGUUCAAUCAAAACAACAGAAACACCAGUUAACACUCUACAGCCAGAGACAUCACCUUCUAAUGCCAGUACAUUACCCUCAAUAUCAAUAACAAUUCCAGGAAACAUCUCCCAGUUUCAAGAUACUGAGGAUGCAAAAAAUGCAAGCUCUUCUUCAGCCAGCCCCUCUUAUUCCAGUAUUAUUCUGCCAGUGGUUAUUGCUUUGAUUGUGGUGACCCUUUCAGCAUUUAUUCUUGUGGGUUUGUAUCGAAUGUGCUGGAAGACCGACCCAGGCACACCGGAAAAUGGAAAUGACCAACCUCAAUCCGAUAAAGAGAGUGUGAAGCUUCUCACUGUUAAGACAAUUUCUCAUGAGUCUGGUGAGCACUCUGCACAAGGAAAAACCAAGAACUGACAGCUUGAUGAAUCCUCUCCACACCUGGGCAAUAAAUAUGCUUCAUCUUCAGCUUCUGUGCUCCAGGGGUAGCAAGGGAGAAAGCUUCGUGGACUCUUUCCUGAUGUCCAGUCCUGCUCUCCAGUCUGCCAGUCACCUGUCCCAAUAAAGUGAUGUCCAGAUGGCAUGCAAUAAUUUCAUUGAAUCCAAAGAAGCCCGGGUCUCCCCCGUCAUUUGUGACAUGAAAAGCACAUUACUACAUUUUAUAAGAACAUGCUUGGGAGUUUUAGGAAGGACCUUUGUGAGCAGCUAACCUGACAGCCAGGUAGGUGGGUUCCUUGAUGACAUGAACUUCCCUUGAGUUGAAAGUUUCCAGAGCCGACAGUUCCUAUCCGUGGAGACUUUCGUAUUUUCUUGGUGUUCUCAUAUUACCUAAUGUUUGUAUUUAUUGUUUUGUACUAUGUUAAUGCAGGGACAAUUUGCAAGUGUAUUUUUAAAUGUUAGGUAGAAAUCAUGCCGUGCCACUUUGUACAUAAAGGUAUUUUAUUCAUAUUUUCAUGUGUUACUUUUAAUAAAUAAUUACUAUAUUCAACACACUAAAAUAUCAUAAUGUGACUGUGAAAAUGGCAAUGGUAUUGUCUUCCCAUAAUCUUGAAUAUUUGGGUGCUGAUUAUUUGAACAUGAGAACUCACUAAUGAAAGACAUCUGCAAUAAGUGAGAAAGGAACAAAGGAUUCACAUAUCAGACUCCGUUAAAGGGAAGUCAAUUUAACAUCUCUUUGGUUUUUCUAUUUGUGAUUCACACUAUGUGACAAGGAUGUAAGGGCAUUUAUGACACUCUGUACUGCAUUCAUUAAGAUGAUAACAGGAGUGAGACUUCUUAUAAUCCAUUUGGUUGAUAGAGUCUGUGCAUUUUUAAUUUUUUUUUUUUAGAAAUGUAAUGAUUUGUUCUAGCAAUCAUUGUCAAACGUCCAGUGUGUAGAAACCAAUACUUCAUAAAUACGUAACUAUGAUAUGACUUCUCAGUAUAUCACUUUCCUAAUAAAAAAAAAAAAACUCUACUAUUAUAGCUGCCCUCCAUCAGGAGCCAGUUCUUCUGUUGAAAGCUGACUGAUCAACCUUGACCACUUCUUGGACUCAAGGGAUCGAAAUGUCAUAUUGGUUGAAGUUCUAUGGAAAGCCUUGGAACUAAUGCGCUGCCAGUGGCAGGAAGCUCUUUAACUUUUAUGAUUACCUAAGCUGCUUUCCAUGAUAAAUUACCUUAGUGUUGUGAGGGCAGUGUAAUAGAGACAGAAUUUUGUAUUUAAAACUGCUUUUUAAAAGUUCAUUUUUUACAGUGUAUUUCAACACUUCCAGCUUUAAGAAUUAUAUAAAUAAUCAUCUUGGUUUUAGCUUCCUGAUGUCUGGAUUAUGUCUAAUCAAGGACACCAAGCAAACAUAUUAUUGAAUG
Molecule: messenger RNA, 2335 nt
Organism: Lynx canadensis (Canada lynx)
Lineage: Eukaryota; Metazoa; Chordata; Mammalia; Carnivora; Felidae
Gene: EMCN
Product: endomucin
Exons: 12
Coding region: 128-907 (259 amino acids)
Source: RefSeq, a predicted model, not a curated record